This is a messenger RNA of Rhinocladiella mackenziei CBS 650.93, 861 nucleotides long. RefSeq lists its product as uncharacterized. Lineage: Eukaryota; Fungi; Ascomycota; Eurotiomycetes; Chaetothyriales; Herpotrichiellaceae. The record is from RefSeq and is a predicted model, not a curated record. Bases 1 to 861 code for a protein of 286 amino acids. The transcript has 5 exons.
AUGGGUGAAGAAGGCUUCAAUCCAUUCCCUCCGGCCCCUGAACCCGUGUCCGAAUUGGGCCGGUACAGGGUUCUGUCUAGCACUGCUGGCGUCCGAGUAUCACCUCUGCAGCUUGGAGCCAUGUCCAUUGAUGAUGCGUGGAACUUGUUCAUGGGCGCCAUGAGCAAGACUGACUCUUUCAAAUUACUUGAUGCUUACCAUGAACUGGGUGGGAAUUUUAUUGACACUGCCAACAACUACCAAAAUGGACAAUCCGAAGAGUGGAUUGGUGAAUGGAUGAAAGCUCGUAGCAACAGAGACUUGAUCGUUCUGGCUACCAAGUAUUCAUUUGCGGCAGAGGCUCAUAAGUUAGGAAAUGGCAAGACCGUGACAAUGACGGGGAAUCACAAGAAGAGCAUGCACAUUGCCCUUCAUCAGUCUUUGAAAAGCUUCAGACCGACUAUAUCGAUCUGUACUAUGUCCAUUGGUGGUCAGGAAAAGUACUCUACCUUGGAAUUUCAGACACCCCGGCUUGGAUCGUGUCGGCUGCAAAUGAGUACGCUGUAUCACGAGGGCCGAUGGAAUGUCAUGGCUCGAGAUUUUGAACGAGACAUUAUCCCUAUGGCGCGACACCAUGGAAUGGCCUUGGCUCCGUGGGAUGUGAUCAGAGGCGGCAAGUUUCAAAGCCAGAAGCAGAUUGCGGCAAGAAAGGGAGAACCAUUACGAGCCGUUGGGCAUACCGGUCAGACGCCUGAAGAGGAGAAAAUCAGUGCAGCCCUGGAGAAAGUGGCCGAUGAGCACGGAGUGGAAUCGCUUUCAGUCAUUGCGCUAGCCUAUGUUCGGCAAAAAGCUCCCAACGUGUUCCCCAUCGUUGGAGGAUGA